Molecule: messenger RNA, 616 nt
Organism: Agrilus planipennis (emerald ash borer)
Lineage: Eukaryota; Metazoa; Arthropoda; Insecta; Coleoptera; Buprestidae
Product: sensory neuron membrane protein 1-like
Exons: 3
Coding region: 101-541 (146 amino acids)
Cellular component (GO): cytoplasm; membrane
Molecular function (GO): scavenger receptor activity
Source: RefSeq, a predicted model, not a curated record
AAUAUGCAUUAAAAAACAACCACCACUAAUAAGAUGAGUUGGUUCAGUUUUUAAUAAACCGCAGGGCAUAGCUGUUGCUGUUGCUAGGGACAAACCAGCAAUGUUAUCGCUAGUUUCGAAAGCAUUAAAUUCAAUCUUUAAUAAUCCACCAUCGCCCUUCAUUACCGCUACAACGAACGAAAUCCUCUUCGAAGGUUUGACUGUUUACUGCAAUGUGACGGAUUUUGCUGGGAAGGCGGCUUGCGCUCAGAUAAAAUCGGAAGCAAAAAAUGUAAUAUAUAUCAGCGACAAGAUAUUUAAAUUGUCCUUUUUUGGAGAUAAAAACGGUACGGUUGAUGAGAGGCCAUUCACGGUUAAGCGGGGAUUAAAAAAUUAUAAGGAUAUUGGAAGGGUUGUUGAGUUUGACAAUAAACCAAAUAUGAAUGUUUGGCCCACAAAGGAGUGUAAUGAGUAUCACGGUACUGAUUCGACAAUUUUUCCACCCCUUCUUCAAAAGGAAGAAGGUAUUGUCGCAUUUUCCCCCGAUAUUUGUAGCAAUUAAUUUUUAGAUCACUAGCCGCAGUUUUCGAAAAAGAAACGUUUGUUAAAGAAGUCAAAGUGAACAAAUACACUGCAA